Molecule: messenger RNA, 2862 nt
Organism: Clonostachys rhizophaga
Lineage: Eukaryota; Fungi; Ascomycota; Sordariomycetes; Hypocreales; Bionectriaceae
Source: the annotation of a GenBank genome assembly
AUGUCUGCUCCUCCUGGCGAAGGUUACGGCCAGUUCCCAGGUCCCGACCAAGGACAGCAAGCACACCCCGAUCAGCCACAAUAUGAUGAACAGCAACCCGGCUCGCCCCACGACGUUGCGGCCCACGGCAAGAAGAAGAAGCGAGGCUAUGCCGCCGGUGCUUUCGAUGUUGGAUCAGGCGCCAAUGCCGCUGUAGGCGGCCAAUUGCAAGGUGCAAACCAGUUUGGCAUCCCGCAACCUCAACAAGCCGCACCCCAAUAUGGGUAUCCUUCAAAUGAACCUCAGCAGCCCGCUGCACAGGGCUAUCAGUAUCCUGGCCAGGGCUACGGCGCCCCGCAGCAGCAGCAGCAGCAGCAGCAACAGCCUGCAUAUGGCUACCAAGCUCCCGAACCAGGAUACCAGGCUCCCGGCGUGCAAGCCGCGGGUGUCCCAGGAGCUCCCGGUGCUCCUGGAGUUGCCGGACUCACACAGGGCAUGGGCAAUAUGCAGAUUGGCGCUGGCCAGCCUCAGCAGCAGCCUCAAGGCCAAGCACCUCGUGCCGCCAUGAACCAGCUCUACCCGACUGAUCUGAUCAACCAGCCGUUCAAUGCUACCGAGCUUGACCUCCCACCUCCCCCCAUCAACCUUCCGCCCAAUUCGAGCGUGACGCCUUCUCCCGACUCGAACUGCCCUCCUCGAUAUAUGCGAUCUACACUUAAUGCGGUUCCUACGACACAUUCGGUUCUGAAGAAGUCCAAGUUACCAUUCGCUCUUAUUAUUCAGCCCUACGGAACGCUUCACGACGAUGAGGAUAACGUCCCUGUCAUUCAGGACCAGGUCAUUUCUCGAUGCCGCCGUUGCAGGACUUAUAUCAACCCUUAUGUGACCUUCUUGGACCAUGGACACCGAUGGAGGUGUAACAUGUGCAACUUGAGCAACGAUGUUCCCCAGGCCUUCGAUUGGGACGCAGCUUCCCAGCAGAGUGUCGACCGCUGGCAACGUGCGGAGCUGAACCACUCCGUCGUCGAGUUUGUUGCUCCCCAGGAGUACAUGGUUCGCCCCCCUCAGCCUCUCGUCUACCUCUUCCUGUUUGACGUGAGCUACAAUGGUGUUGCCAACGGCCUCCUCGCGACAAGCGCCCGCACUAUUUUGGACAGUCUUAACAGGAUACCCAAUGCUGAUCGACGGACUCGUCUUGGUUUCCUCGGUGUUGACACUAGCCUGCACUACUUUUCGAUCCCCAAGGACAGCGAUGAGAACGCAGAGACCAGCCAAUUGGUCGUCAGCGAUCUUGAUGAGCCUUUCCUUCCAGUGCCUCAUGACCUUCUGGUACCCCUCUCCGAGAGUCGCCAGAGCAUCGAAAAGUUCCUCCAGAAGUUGCCAGAGAUGUUCCAGAACAACCAAAGCAAUGGAUCCUGCAUGGGCUCGGCUCUUCGCUCAGGCCACAAGCUGAUCUCUGCGCUUGGAGGCAAGAUUGUUGUUCUCACUUCUUCGCUCCCCACGAUUGGCGAAGGAAAGUUGGAACACAGAGACGACAAGAAGGUCCUCGGAACCUCCAAGGAGUCAGCCCUCCUUCAGACCUCCAACAGCUUCUAUAAGAGCUUUGCUGUAGAAUGCUCGAAGAACCAAGUAUCCGUCGAUAUGUUCCUCUUCUCUUCGCAAUAUCAGGAUGUAGCUUCUCUCAGCAACCUGCCCAGAUACACUGGUGGUCAGACCUGGUUCUACCCCGGCUGGCAUGCGUCGCGACCAGAGGACGCGCUCAAGUUUGCCUCUGAGUUUAGCGACUUUUUGUCUUCCGAGAUUGGUCUCGAGGCUGUGCUCCGAGUCCGUGGUACUACUGGGCUGAGGAUGAAUGCCUUCUACGGCAACUUCUUCAACCGAAGCUCGGAUCUCUGCGCUUUCCCGGCUUUCCCCCGUGACCAAUGUUACGUCGUUGAGGUCGCCAUCGAUGAGAACCUUUCUAAGAACUACAUCUGCCUGCAGGCUGCCGUUUUGCACACCACUUGCAAUGGCGAGCGCCGUAUCAGGGUCAUGACACUUGCACUCCCUACGACCACAACCAUGUCUGACAUCUACGCAUCGGCCGACCAGGUCGCCAUCACAACAUACUUUACCCACAAGGCCGUUGAGCGUGCGCUGGGCAACGGCCUAGAUGCCGCCAGGGAUGCCAUACAGUCCAAGAUCACAGAGCUGCUGCAGGUGUUCAAGAAGGAGCUUGGUGGUGGCAGCAUGGGUGGAGGAAUACAGUUCCCGGCCAAUAUGCGUGCUCUCCCUAUCCUGUUCUUGGGACUGAUGAAGCACGUCGGUCUACGAAAGUCGUCACAGAUCCCGACGGAUAUCCGGUCCGCAUCUCUGUGCCUGCUGUCAACGCUCCCAGCUCCCCUUUUGAUGAGAUACAUCUACCCUCGCCUGUACUCGCUGCAUGACAUGCCCGACAAUGCUGGCACUCCCGACGAAGAAACCGGCCAGAUCGUUCUGCCCCCAGCCCUGAAUUUGUCUUCCGAGAAGCUGGUCUCAUACGGCUUGUACUUGAUCGACGAUGGGCAGAAUCAGUUCCUCUGGAUCGGUCGGGAUACUGUUCCUCAACUGAUUGCGGAUGUGUUUGGCGUCCAGGACAGGAAGGAGAUUGCCGUUGGCAAGAGUCGGGUGCCAGAGCUGGAUGGUGACUUCAAUGAGCGUGUGCGUGCUGUUAUUCAGAAGAGUCGGGAUCACAAGGCACUGGGAGUUGGCAGCGUGACUGUUCCUCAUCUGUACAUUGUCAAGGAGGAUGGCGAGCCUGGCCUCAAGCUCUGGGCUCAGACGCUUUUGGUUGAGGACCGGGCGGACCAGAGUGUAAGCGCGGGCCAGUGGCUGGGCAUGUUGAGAGAAAAGGUAAAUUACUAG